This is a messenger RNA of Gilbertella persicaria, 2083 nucleotides long. RefSeq names its product P-loop containing nucleoside triphosphate hydrolase protein. NCBI's taxonomy places the organism in Eukaryota, Fungi, Mucoromycota, Mucoromycetes, Mucorales, Choanephoraceae. The transcript is spliced from 7 exons. Bases 121 to 2019 code for a protein of 632 amino acids. The record is from RefSeq and is a predicted model, not a curated record. Gene Ontology annotation, biological process: microtubule-based movement. Gene Ontology annotation, molecular function: ATP binding; microtubule motor activity; microtubule binding.
CAAAGAAAUAAGAUAGGUCAAACCAUGCUUGUUGUGGAGCCUACUAACGCGUUAUUUUUUUUUUUUUUACCUGAGCGGAACCUCAAUUGAUAUUCAAGCAUCUCUUUUUUUUUCUUAACGAUGAACAAUACCAACUUGAAGAGAAAGAGUUCGACAGAAACCAAUGCAAAAAGACAAAAAACAGACAAAGGGCCUCGUAUUCCUGUCAAGUCAACAAUAGCCAGUCGUUCCGCUGAUAAAAGACAACCAUCUCCAGCCAAAAGACCUUCUGUGCCUUACAGAUCGUCUAGUAGUUCACGAUCCUCUAUAGAUAGACCUGUUGUCACCAAACCAAAGCCUAAUUUUCGUUCCAAUACUCAUCUCGAUCCAAAAGCUAAAAUAAAUCAGCUCCAGUCCCUAUUAGAAAAGACAGGUGAAGAAGUGAAUGAAAUUGAAAAAUUGAAUCAUGAUGCCCAAUCUACUGUCUUGAGUACAGAAUCAUUAUUGGAUCAAGCUUUACAAAAAAUGAGAGAUUUAGAGAACAAUAUCAAGACAACCCAAGAGCGGCAUGAGCAAGAAGUUCAACGUGUUCAUGACAAAUUUGCUCUAAAGAACAAAGACCUUAUUUUACAGAACGAUAGACAUCGAUCCAGAUUAGAUGGAUUUCUGCAAGAACUAGAGACAUUAGAAAAGCGUUCAAAAGAGACAUUGCAGGCAUUAGAACAAGAAAGAGUAGAACAUCAGUCACUUAAGGCUACACAACAACGCAUCGAAUCGUCUUAUGCUCAAGCAGAUGCUAGUCUAAGAGAGAAGCGUAUGAAAAAGAACAGUAAACAAAGGGCUUUAGAAGAAGCAGAACAACAAUCGCAUGCACUGUCAGAGACAAUACAACAGAGAUUAGAUCUAACAAGGGAUCUAGAACGAGCCAUUAUCGAACAUGAACAAGCAAGAAGAAAAGACCAUGAUAAACUACAGGAACUCAAAGGAAACAUUCGCGUGUUUUGUCGAGUUAGACCUGGAUUGGAUGAUUCAGCCUUAGCUAGUAUACGAUUCUUUGGAGAAGAUGAUGAAAGUAUGGAAUUAACAGAGCAAGUGUCUUCCACCCUUGGCAAGACAUCGACCAAAUCCUACACAUUUACCUUUGAUCGUGUAUUUAGUCCUGUUUCUACACAAAAGGAUUGUUUUGAAGAGAUUUCACAACUCGUCCAAUCUGCAUUGGAUGGAUUCAAUGUUUGCAUUUUUGCAUAUGGUCAAACAGGCAGUGGUAAGACAUUUACGAUGCAAGGUCCUUCUUCACCCUCAGAAGAGACAGCAGGCAUGAUACCCCGUGCAGUCAAUCAGAUCUAUCGAGUAGCUCAACAACUAAAGCAACUUGGCUGGCACUAUACAAUGGAAGGUCAAUUUUUGGAAAUAUACAAUGAGACUAUCCAUGAUUUAUUGGGUGAUGCUGCUAGUUAUGGCAAAGUGAAGCAUGAUAUUCACCAUGAAAAGAAUGGAAAGACAACUGUGACUGACAUGACUACAGUCAUUUUGGAUUCACCUUCCAAAGUCAAGUCUAUGUUAAGAAAAGCAUCUCAAAACCGAGCUACUGGUGCAACCAAUCUGAAUGAGCGUUCUUCUCGAAGCCAUAGUGUAUUUACACUCCGAUUGACGGGUGAGAACACAACCACAGGGGAACAGACAACAGGCAUUUUGAAUUUGAUUGAUUUGGCAGGAUCCGAACGAUUGUCUAUGUCUGGUUCAGUAGGUGAUCGACUCAAGGAAACACAGGCUAUCAACAAAAGUCUAAGUUGUCUGGGUGAUGUAAUUCAUGCAUUAGUGAACAACAAAGAAGGAGGUCAUAUACCUUAUCGAAAUUCAAAAUUAACUUAUUUACUAAGAAAUUCACUUGGUGGUAAUUGUAAAACUCUUAUGUUUGUGAAUGUAUCACCACUUGUAGAACAUUUUGGUGAAAGUCUUUGCUCUUUAAGAUUUGCAACCAAGGUGAAUCAUUGUCAGGUUGGUACAAUCAAGAAAAUAACACCCAACAAUAAGCAAUAAAAGUCUUAUUUUUAUGUAUCGUGAAACCCUAUUUAUAUUUUAUUUAUUUGUUAUCUAUUUUCCC